Messenger RNA from Arvicanthis niloticus (Nile rat), 824 nucleotides. It is a transcript of the gene Med28, whose product is annotated as mediator complex subunit 28. The record is from RefSeq and is a predicted model, not a curated record. Gene Ontology annotation, cellular component: mediator complex. Lineage: Eukaryota; Metazoa; Chordata; Mammalia; Rodentia; Muridae.
AGGCCCGGUGGCGUUUCCGCCUGCCAGUGUAGUCAUGGCGUCGUCCCUGGGAGGCAUGUUCACCGGGCAGCUUCCAGGUCCUCCUCCGCCGCCGCCCGGGCUCCCAGGCCAGGCGUCGCUUCUGCAAGCAACCCCUGGGGCCCCGAGACCAUCUAAUAGCACUUUGGUGGACGAGUUGGAGUCAUCAUUCGAGGCUUGCUUUGCUUCCCUUGUGAGUCAGGAUUAUGUCAAUGGGACUGAUCAGGAAGAAAUUCGAACUGGUGUUGAUCAGUGUAUCCAGAAGUUUUUGGACAUUGCAAGACAGACAGAAUGUUUUUUCUUACAAAAAAGGUUGCAGUUGUCUGUCCAGAAACCAGACCAAGUUAUCAAAGAGGAUGUCUCAGAACUAAGGAGUGAAUUGCAGCGGAAAGAUGCGCUGGUUCAGAAGCACUUGACAAAGCUGAGGCAUUGGCAGCAGGUACUGGAGGACAUCAAUGUGCAGCACAAGAAGCCAGCUGACAUGCCUCAGGGCUCCUUGGCCUACCUCGAGCAGGCGUCUGCCAACAUUCCUGCACCUCUGAAGCAGACCUAAGCAUUCCUGCCUGUGGUGCAGCCCUGCAGUCUUGCCAGACACCUUUCCUAACAGACCUGGCAUAUUGGAAGGACAAUGUUGGAUAAUGAGUUGGUAUUUGUUUAUGUCCCUAUUUAUAAGGUAGGGUUUCAGUGUGAAGCCCGAAUGGGCCUUGAACCUGUGAUCCCCUGCCUCAGCUCCUCUAGUACUCUAAAUUCCUGAAUACUUUAUAAAAUACCUGUAUCUUUAAUAAAGUUUUGUUUUGUUUUUUGUU